Molecule: messenger RNA, 597 nt
Organism: Colletotrichum abscissum
Lineage: Eukaryota; Fungi; Ascomycota; Sordariomycetes; Glomerellales; Glomerellaceae
Product: RNA recognition domain-containing protein
Exons: 3
Coding region: 1-597 (198 amino acids)
Cellular component (GO): cytoplasm
Molecular function (GO): poly(A) binding
Source: RefSeq, a predicted model, not a curated record
AUGGCGGACGUCAAGCCCGAGGAUACCCCUGUGGAGGACCACAACGUCGAGAACAACAGCGUCGGCGAGGAAGAUGGCCACGAUGAGGAGGAGAUCUCUGCGAUGAAGAGGCGGGUAGCCGAGAUGGAAGAGGAGGCCGCCAAGUUGCGCGAAAUGCAAGCCAGCCUCGACCAACAGAGCCGGGAACUUUCAGAGAACAAGGAGGAUAUCGACAGCCGCAGUAUCUUUGUCGGCAACGUCGACUACUCUGCCUCGCCCGAGGAGAUUCAAGCUCACUUCCAGAGCUGUGGCUCUAUCAACCGCGUCACCAUUUUGUUGGACAAGUUCACUGGACAGCCCAAGGGAUAUGCCUACGUCGAGUUCACCGAGCCCAGCCUCGUUGCCCAGGCCCUGGUCCUCAACGAGAGCGUCUUCAAGGGCCGCAACCUCAAGGUCGUCCCCAAGCGCACCAAUAUCCCCGGCAUGUCUCGUGGCCGCGGUCGUGGCGGCGGGAGAGGAGGUCGCGGCGGCUUUGGCGGCCGUGGCGGUUUCCCGCCUCGCGGUGGCUACCGUGGAGGCUACCGCGGCCGGGGCAGAGGAGGAUACACCCCUUAUUAG